Molecule: messenger RNA, 1012 nt
Organism: Cannabis sativa
Lineage: Eukaryota; Viridiplantae; Streptophyta; Magnoliopsida; Rosales; Cannabaceae
Product: serine/arginine-rich splicing factor SR45a
Exons: 8
Coding region: 115-894 (259 amino acids)
Biological process (GO): positive regulation of mRNA splicing, via spliceosome
Cellular component (GO): spliceosomal complex
Molecular function (GO): RNA binding
Source: RefSeq, a predicted model, not a curated record
GUCUGACCAUAUAAAUACCCAAUUCCGCUUUCGAAAACUUCUUCGUUUACUCUUUCGAAGCUUCUUUCAUCCAAAACCCUAAUUCUUCCAUUUCUGAUUCUCCCCUUUCGGAACAUGGCUGACUCUCCUCCUCGGAAAAGGGUCUCACCUUCUCCUUCCCCACCACGGAGAGCUCCAUCCAGGUCCAGAUCAAGGUCUAGGUCUUGGUCAAGGCCUGUAUCUAGAUCAAGAUCUCGAUCCUGGUCAAGGCCGAGGCCUGUAUCCCAAUCUCGAAGCCGUGGCAGAUCAAGGUCCAGAAGUCCUGGCAGACCUGAAGCUAUAAAUCCUGGAAAUACACUAUAUGUGACUGGUCUUUCAACAAGGGUUACAGAAAGGGAGCUCGAAGACCACUUCUCCAAAGAAGGAAAGGUUGCUUCAUGUUUUCUAGUGGUGGAGCCUCGGUCACGUGUUUCCCGUGGUUUUGCCUUUGUUACAAUGGACAACGUCGACGAUGCUGAGCGGUGCAUCAAGUAUCUCAAUCAAUCAGUUCUAGAAGGCCGAUACAUAACGGUAGAAAGGUCUCGAAGGAAACGUGCAAGGACUCCAACGCCUGGCCACUAUCUCGGGUUGAAAAGCACCAGAGAUCACGGUUACCGUGGUGGCGGUGGUGGUGGUAGUGACCGUGACAGGGAUCGUGGUGGUGAUCGCGGUAGGUAUCGAGGUGGAGGUGGAGGCGGGGGUCGUGAUGACUAUGGAUAUCGUGGUAGGUCUCCAAGACGCUCACCAUAUCGAGGGGGUCGUGAGUAUUAUUCUCCCCGACAUUCUUCUCCUCCUCCUUACGGGGGAAGACCAUCAAGGAGGGACCGGUCGAGGUCACCUUAUGGUAGCCCAGAAAGGAAAUAUGUUAGAGGUUGAAUGGCUGUGCUCUGCUCUUGCUGAGCCAAAGUUUAGGGAACUAUAUGGCAUUGUGUAAUGACAUGUGGAUUUGGAGUUUGUUACGCAGUUUUUAGUUUGGCCUAUAAUUUGUGUUUCA